Seriola aureovittata is the source of this 6790-nucleotide messenger RNA. RefSeq names its product voltage-dependent calcium channel gamma-4 subunit-like. Gene Ontology annotation, biological process: regulation of AMPA receptor activity; postsynaptic neurotransmitter receptor diffusion trapping; calcium ion transport. NCBI's taxonomy places the organism in Eukaryota, Metazoa, Chordata, Actinopteri, Carangiformes, Carangidae. The transcript has 6 exons. Gene Ontology annotation, cellular component: AMPA glutamate receptor complex; postsynaptic density membrane. Gene Ontology annotation, molecular function: channel regulator activity; voltage-gated calcium channel activity. The record is from RefSeq and is a predicted model, not a curated record. Bases 608 to 1957 code for a protein of 449 amino acids.
UCAAUAUAUGACAAUCUGCCCGAUCGUCGAUAUCUCGCCGCUGUUAUUUAAUGCACUAACGACGUAACAGCGUAUCAAUCGGACCGGUGUACGCGUUCACAGCUCAGAGCCGCGGAGGAGCGCGCCACAUGUAGCCUACAUGUACACAUUGUACUCUCGAUAAAAUCAUCUGGGAGCGACGCUUUGCAUUUUGUGUUCAUGUGCAUUUGCAGUAGUGAAGAUUUUAAAGCUGCUUCUAUCGGGCAAAGCUUCAGAUUAUAGAGAAAAGUGAGGAGGAUCUGUUUGCAAGUAGCUAAGAUGACUGCCAUGACAAUUCAAUGAGAGGAGAGGACGCCAAGUGAAGUAUCCCCCAGCUCGCUGAAAAGGAGAGAAGGAGUGCUCAAGGUAAAGAGAGGAGAGGGAGAAGCAGAAGAAGAAGAAGAGGAGGAGGAGGAGGAGGAGGAAGAAAGAAGGGACAAGAAGAGAGGCAGAGGAGCGAGGGAAGGGUAAGGGGCGAGAGAGCGAGGGAUAAACGGUGGAUGGAGGCAGCUCGGACCGGGGCUACGGAGCGCUCUUCACCGACGAAGAAGAAGAAGAACAGCAGCAGCAGCAGCGGGGGGGAGAGGAGAUGGAGGCGAAAGGCAGAAACAUGCCCCCAGAUAUUAGUUUCCUUCCUCGCCCUGCCAUGGUGUGGUGUGAGCGCGGCAUCCAGGUGCUGCUGACCACCAUGGGGGCUUUUGCAGCCUUUGCCCUGAUGACAGUGGCUAUUGGCACAGACUACUGGCUCUACGCCCGGGCCUUCAUCUGCAACAGCACGGCCAACUCGUCCCAGGAGGACUCCAACAACAAGGACAAGAAAGACCCUGGGGCUCUGACCCACUCCGGCCUCUGGAGGAUCUGCUGCCUGGAAGGCCUGAAGCGAGGUGUGUGUUCCCAGAUCAAUCAUUUCCCAGAGGACGCAGACUACGACCAAGAUGCUGCAGAGUAUUUGCUGCGUGUGGUGCGAGCCUCCAGCAUCUUCCCCAUCCUCAGCGCCAUACUGCUCUUGCUCGGCGGAGUGUGUGUUGCUUCCAGCAGCUUCUACAAGAGCAAAAGGAACAUUAUACUAGGUGGAGGAAUUCUCUUUGUAGCUGCAGGCCUCAGCAACAUCAUCGGAGUGAUCGUGUACAUCUCAGCAGCUCUGAGUGACAUUUCCCCCAAGAAGGACGAGGAUAAGAAGUGGCACUACUCUUACGGCUGGUCUUUCUACUUCGGCGGUCUGUCCUUCAUCCUGGCCGAGAUGGUCGGCGUCCUCGCCGUCAACAUCUACAUUGAGAAGAACAAGGAGCUGCGCUGCCGCUCUCGCACCGACCUAUUCAAGAGCACCACGCACGCCAUGCUGCGGCUGCCCAGCUACCGCUUCAGACGGCGCUCUCGCUCCAGCUCGCGCUCCACUGACCCGCCACGCUCCCAGGAGACCUCGCCCAUCGGUGCCUCCAAAACCUUCAGCCUGCCGCCCUCCGCCCCGCCGUUCUCUGUAGCCACUCUGCCCAACCCGCACCACACCAGCGGUGGUGGAAGCGGAGGAGGCGGUGACAUCUCCAUGUACACCCUGUCGAGGGACUCCAAGCUGGGCAGCCUGGGAGGCGGCGCCCCACCUCUCUACGGCACGGUGGACCGCGCCACACUCUACCAGCUCCACAACUACUUCCCAAAAGAUUCCAGCGGAAGUGGCGGCGGAGGAGGUGGAGGGGUGAUAAGCAGCGGAACGCUCCCAUCUCACUCCAAGUCCAACUUGGCAGCAGCGGCAGCUGUCGCCCAGAACGCGGCACCGCUGAACACCUCCACAUCAGCCGCCACACCAGCCCAGCCAGCCCCGAUAUCCACAGCCACCAUGGAGAGGGACAGGGGCAACGUAGGAACCCUGGACCGACUGACAGCCAAAAGGGACAGGGAUAGCAACUCAGAUACACUUAACAGGAAAACUACGCCAGUUUAAAAGUACACCUCAGAGAGGAGGGAAAGAGGGCGCAGGGAGGGGGGGGGGGGGGGGGGCGUUGAAACUAAAGAAGAGAGAUGGUGUUCAAUUUAUACAGAUGUUAGAGAUAUCUGAGUUGACAGAGAGGAGGCUGAAAAUGUGUAGGUGACAUGUCAGCGGUGAUGUUUCUGUCCUUGAGCCUGAGGUAUAGCUGCCAUAACUACCUACAGUAUCAUAAACAGUCAUAGAACAUCUGACAUUAUGUCCAAGUUCAUGACAUCUGCCUUAAAAUGGUCAUGACUUUUGUUAAUUGUGCAGCAAUGGUGCAAUGGAGGCUUCAGGGAAUCACACACGAUCAUACACAACUGGGAGCUGCCCAGUGAAACCAGUCUCCCAGUGCAGCAUUUGGGGGUUAAGUGCCUUGCUGGGGAGGCAGUGGAGCGCUGUAGUUUUUUAGUUUCCUCAUUUUGAUUUUGUCAAACAUUCAACAAAAAGAACAGGAAGUUUUGAUUUGGUGAUUUGUAGGUUUAAAUCUGGUCAAAAACUGAUCAUUUCUAAACAUGUAGACUUUGAAGCAUCCUUUCUAACCAGCUCUUCUAAACCAUACAAUACUUUAUGACACUACAGCAACAUAAAACUCUUGAAAGAAAAGUGCCCAGAUGGUGUAAGCCGCGCUUCUCCGUUACAUCUCUGUUUUAAAAGGAACAUAACGACACAGACGGGGACAUUCAGCCAAGUAACAAGCUGCUCGGUGACGAGUUAACUGCCAACUCAAGGUCAACAGUAGCUACUUAACCUCCGGUCCCAAAACAGUGACCUCAGCCAUACCUGACAAUACUGACACACACACACACAUCACAGACACAGCACACACCAGAGGAGGCUGACACACUGUGAGCGUAUUUAUUUUUCAUUGUGUGUCAAAGGUAAUUACAGUGACAGAUGGGCAUUCUCCACAGUCCUAGAGAAAGUAACAGCCAUAAACUUUAAGCUUCACCCUGAACGCCUCCGUCACACCACUGCCAGUUGUCACCGUUUGGUUCAACGCUGCAAAAAAUGUCCAUCUGAGCAAGUGGCUUCAUCUGAUGUUAAAGUCCCACAUUCUUUCUCCAAAGGUGUGAAGUAUUUGCUGAGUUGUGGCCAUGUGGACAUAGACUGUUACUCUUGUUUCAAGACGACACUUGUUUUUCUGUUGCCUUAACAGUAGGAAUUACAUUAAAAAACAUUCAGUACAGACUUGAUUUAAGACGUUUAUUGAGUGAAAGUAUAGGACAAUUCAGCAAAAACCCUGGAUUAUAGUCAGUGAUAUUUUUUUAUGUCCAAACCAGAGUGAAAAUUGUCACUUUCUUGUUUCGCAGGGGAAGUGGGAAGUUAGGGCCAGGCAACGUUAACACUUGGAUAAUGUAAGAGAAAGAUCGAAACCAUAAUAUUUCUCCUAAACCUAACCAAACUGUGACUGUUACAGAAGCUUUAUUAUUGUAACCAUGGCAACAAAGGUCUAGUACACCUGCCACCAUAGACCAUAGUCAUACGGCGGCCAUUUUUCUGUGACGUCAUACUCGAGGUGGGAAGCUCAGAGGAUAAUGUCAUACUGAUCUGUUGCAGGUUGCAGGUUCCAUACAUGUAGAAAAUCUGACAAAUCUUCAGAACAGAACAAGAGCCUUAUUGCUAACUGAACUCAUUACCUGUAGGGAGGCUCGUUUCAACACAUGCUAGGGUAUUUUUCAGACCUUUGCCAUGACAGUGUUGGUACUGCUAUCCUCAACUUUGACUGAAAUCAAAACAAAACUGUUUGCAGUACGUCACUUACUUCCUGACUCAUUGAAUAUUACCUCCCAACGUGAAACCUAUCAGAAAACCUGACAGAAACCUACCAUAGACUUCAAAUAAAGAUGGACAUAGCCUCACGUUUCUGGAGAGCAAUUUUGAAGCUGGGGGGUGCUCCACUGUCACCAUCUUGGCAAUGUCUGACUCCGCCCCUAACUCCCAGCUUAUCCAAAAAUGGGCAAAGAGGUGAGGCUUGUAUGGAGCCGAGACUUGCAUUUGUGGCAAGUAUACGCUCACCCACCUGUCCCUCAAAGUGGCGUGCCCUCAAUGAUACAUAACUUUAAGCCUAUUUAAUUGGAUAAGUUAAAUAAAAAUUCACCCCUGUGCAGUUGUCAUGAAGUAGGAAAUUAGCUCUAGAGAACCAAAACAGUUUUUUGUACCAGGCUGUAAACAUGAGUAUUUCUGCUGUAAAGUUGGACAGUUUAACAUGGGAGUGGUCAUUAGAGGAACUGCAGUAGCACUUCUUAUUGGCUUCAUCUCUCAGCCCCUGAGUUUGCUGCUUGAGAAUAAGACAAACAAAUAUAAAACAAUCAAAGAUUAAGUUGGCAGUGAUAAACUUGCUCCGCUGUGUUAUUGAUGCAGGUUGAUCAUGAAACUAUAAAACGUUAGUUAAUUUCAUUCAACCGCACUUAUUUUCAUUGUGGGUCAUCUGACUACAUGUACCUUCAGAGUUGGUGAAGACACUUGUAAAGAUGAACAUUUUUGCUCCCUACGUGAUAUUUAAUUGCAUAAAUUUGAUUUCAGGGUUUGUAUGACUGUUUAUUGCCAUGAUUGAAUACCGACGGCUACAAGGCGGCAUCCGCUGAGUGUUCCUGCAAAGGGCUGCAGCCACAGGCGACAGGGUGGGGGGGGGGGUCGAUUCAGUUUACACUCAGGGGGUGAAGAUUUAGUUAGAACAUAGAUUUAAAAGCUAAAAGUCAAGAUCAAUAUGAAAUAUCAACCAUUUUAUCAAGCCAAGUACAUCACUUACUCUUAGACAGAAACACAAAGUAAAGCACAUUAUGGAUUAUUAGAUAAGUUAUGAAUUAGCUUAAAAGGAUUUCUAACAAACCAAUCAGAAUUUGAGCGUGAUAUAUUUUUUGAAACGUCAGAUAUUUCAGACGGGGGUCCGGGUGGGGGGGGGGGUCCACAGUGGAUGUACUGAAUAACAUUUUGGACUGAACCUUCACACAUUCUAAUUCUGAUAAUUGGACUCAUAUAUUGAACUGUGAAUGCACUUCUGUGUUUGGAAAUGAAUUCAACCCGACCCUGGUCGACGACAUGUCGGAGGAGGAAGAGGAAGAGGAGGAGGGAAGCAGAAAAGACCACAACAGCCAACUUCUGUUCGACUUCCCUCUGUCUCUCUUUUAGCUAUAACUAUAGGCCUACUAUUUCACAAACUAGAAUAAUAAAUGUAUUAUUGAAUAUAUUAUCAAGUCCAUUCACUUUAACAAAAGCACAUAAUGUCUGUAAAUGGUAAUGUUUGGGUUGUCUCUUCAUUCUGAGUGAUUGAUUCUCAUCUCUAGGUUACAUGAGAUUGUAACUCCUUGAGUAUUAAUAUCAUGUUGCUGGUGUUUCUAUGAUCGUUAUGGUUAUUGCAGGGUAUUUAUACAUUUUGAAAUCUUUUUUUUUCUCUUUCUUUUUGUAAUUCUUUUAUAUUCCUUUUUAAUUUCUUUUUCUCUUGCUUAUGUACACUAAAAGUCAGUGGUGUCACGUGGAAAGCAUGUGCACAAAACGUGAGAGGGUUUAAUAAUGUGUAAAUUCACCUCUUGAGAUCGUCCAUCGCCGUCUUCGUUGUUUUAUGAUGUUUAUUUAUCGGGGAGAGUUGACUGAGCGUGCAUGCUCUUUUUCAGCAACGCCCUGUUUAACCUUCAUGCACACGCACGCACACACGCACGCACACACACACACACACACACACACACACACACACACACACACACACACACACACACACACACACACACACGUACUGGCAGCAGCCCAGUAAAACCAGUCUGCCGCUGGUUUACUGAGCGACUUCCCUGGAACAGCCGGGGGCGUUAGGAGUAGAGGAGGUCAUUCCACUUCCUCCACCCGGGUUGUUCCAGGCAUUACAUACUAAUGGACAACCUUCUGCUUCUUCAUUGAAUUUCACUGUGUACAUUAUUUUUACUAUCUCUAUUAUGUAAUCAUUUUCCUAUCUUUUCUGUUCUUCAUUAUUUCUAUAAUCUUCCCUAUUUUACGUGUAAUUGCUCUAUAAUUUGUAUCUUUUCCCACAUUUUUUCCCAGCAGUUUUGGUGAUAUAUCUCCAUUGUCACUCUUCCAUUAUCAUUUUGUCUUCAUUUUCCUGAAGGCCAUUUAUUUUUGUUUUCUUAACAUUACCAACGUAGCCUAAUAAUCAGUGUUUUUUAAUGUUCUGACUAGUGUAUAACUGUAGGCGAUAGAAUUUAUAUUAAUCUAUUUAUUUUCGUGGUGGUAUGUAUAGAUAUUCUCAAUGUUAUAUUGUUUCCUACACCUGUAUCUUUGGGCUAUAAAGGCUUCACGCCUGCCUGUGAAACAAGGUCAGUAGCUUAAGUGGUGGGGAAAGAGAGCUAAAUGUCGUCUGUGUUGUCAGAACAAUAAUAAGUACAAGAAAACCGCAUCGGCCUCAUGCUUCUGAAAAUGUGAGACUUGUUUCAAACUCUCUGAAUAAACAUUGGCACACGGUGUCCUUAACUCGUUUUACCUGUUUUGCAAAGUGUUAGUGUGAAGGACUUGGUCAGAAGUAGACGUUCUGUUCCUUUCGUCUCAGUUCAUAUCCAGACGUUAAAGCCAUUUUAAAGCCAGCCUGAGUCACCGGCUCCUUUUCCCAACACUUAGGCUACUGUCACACGUCAAACCUGAAACUCUUCAAAUGGACAACUGGUGUAUUUCCUCUCAGCAGGCUCAUACAUGUAAAAGGACAAUAAGGAGAAUGGGAAGCAAUGCAAUAUACUGAUCCUCACUGGAAAAGACAAAAAAUAUAAGGUAUAUAUACAAAUAUAUAUAAAUAUAUAGAUAUAUUCAAUAAAGUUCUAUAUGAAAGUU